Messenger RNA from Alosa alosa (allis shad), 1124 nucleotides. RefSeq names its product calcium homeostasis modulator protein 1 (gene calhm1b). Gene Ontology annotation, molecular function: monoatomic cation channel activity. NCBI's taxonomy places the organism in Eukaryota, Metazoa, Chordata, Actinopteri, Clupeiformes, Clupeidae. The record is from RefSeq and is a predicted model, not a curated record.
ACCAACACUUACACUGUCUGCAGGAGACUGCAGUAUACUCUACUCUACAGCCAAACCCCACCGCCGCCGCCAUGGACAAGUUCCGGAUGAUGUUCCAGUUCCUGCAGUCCAACCAGGAGUCCUUCAUGAACGGCAUCUGCGGCAUCAUGGCGCUGGCCGCCGCGCAGCUCUACUCGGGCUUCGAGUUCAGCUGCCUGUGCCUGCCCGACUACAACUACGCCUACGGCAUCGGCGUGCUGGUGGUGCCGCCGGUCUGGUUCUUCAUGCUGGGCUUCGUGCUCAACAACAACGUGUCCAUGCUGGCGGAGGAGUGGCGCCGGCCGCUGGGCAAGCGCGUGAAGGACCCCACCGUGCUGCGCUACAUGUUCUGCUCGAUAUCGCAGCGCUCACUCAUCGCGCCCAUCGUCUGGAUCUCCGUGACGCUCAUGGACGGCAAGAGCUUCCUGUGCGCGUACUCGCUCAACCUGGACGCCAGGCGCUUCACCGGUCCGGACUUCAGCUUCGAGAAGGUCAACAUGAGCGGAGAGGACGUGACGAGGAUGCUGGCCAAGAUACCGUGUAAAGAUAUAUAUGACGGUGGCCACAUAGUGGCCAGAGAGGCGGCGACCAGAUACCUGCGGUGUGUGUCACAGGCGUUCGGCUGGGUCUUCCUCCUCCUCAUUACCCUAACGGCCUUCCUGGUGCGUGCCAUACGGCCUUGCUUCACUCAGGCGGCCUUCCUCAAGACCAAGUACUGGUCGCACUACAUCGACAUCGAGCGCAAGAUGUUCGACGAGACGUGCACGGAGCACGCCAAGAGCUUCGCCAAGGUCUGCAUCCAGCAGUACUUCGAGAGCAUCAGUGGCGAGAUGCGGAGCCUCCACGGGCACCGUCCGCACCGCGACAACGGCGACCGGCGACACGGCGACAGCGACGAGGAUAAGAAGCUGAGCGAUGAGGACAAGCUGCUGGGCAUCCGCGCGCAGGACGACAUGAACCGCGUGCUGUGGAACUGGCACGCGUGCAAGCCGCCGCUCAGCCUGCGACGCGACGGGCCCGACGGGGACACCAGCGACGAGCUUGUCAACGGCGGCGUCCACUACGUGCAGAUGAAGGAGAUGGCAGAGUACUACAGCACUGUGUGA